Aureobasidium uvarum is the source of this 4116-nucleotide messenger RNA. Lineage: Eukaryota; Fungi; Ascomycota; Dothideomycetes; Dothideales; Saccotheciaceae. The record is from the annotation of a GenBank genome assembly.
ACUCUGGACAACCUCUUGAACGACAUCCGUAGUAAUACCCAGGAAGAUGCUGCCGCCGCAACUUCUGGCUAUGCCACCCCGGUACCCAACACCAGCCGUCCCAUGAGUGCUCAAGAGCCCAUCUCUCCUAUGGAUGUCCCCAGUCUUGGUCCCCCUUCUCCGCCCGUCCAGACUGCUACCCCAGCCACUGCUCGCUUUAGCAUGAUGCGAUGGAGGCACUUCUCCGACGGACAGCUCUCAGCCAAGGCAAAGCUGCAUGCUGAUGCAGACAAGACCCCUCCAGUGCCGCAAGUCCCACUCCAACAUCAAUCGCAAAGUAUCUNNCCUGUGCCAAACCCUCAGAUCAUCACCACUGCCCCCACCAUGGAUGAACACAACCAUCCUGUCCAUCGCCCUAGGAAAUCAAAGAGUCCGUUCAAGCGUCAGAUAUCCAAGCUUAGCCCAGCGAAGCGUCGAGAAUCCACCGAAGACCACCGACCCUGGCGCAGAGGCCGCUCUGUAGACAUCGACCGCCUCGUUCCUGAUGCCGUUGCGCCCCCGCCCUACGGCGAUGAAUCCAACUCGGCUCUGGCACUGCCUGUCACUCGUUUGUCGGACUCAUCUGGAGAACAACGAAGUUCUGGAGAACAUGUCACUUAUGCCACGACGACCACCACUCAUACCAUUUCCACCACUACAACCCUGUUCAGAUUGCCACGCCGCAACAAGAAGAACAAGUCUCUGUUCCCUCUACCUGACAAACCGGCGUCUCCACCCAACCCACCGCCGGAAACGCAGACCCCACAUGGCACGCCUCGACCCUCGACCAGCGCCAUCUCGACUAACUCUAACAUCGAGUCGCCAGAAAGGCAGAGACGACCUCCUCCUCUAAGCGCUCUACAGCGACGUCAUACUGAAGCCUCACGACCACGCUUGUUCUUGUCGUCUUCGCCAGCUCCUGCGCAGCUUGCAAAGUCGUCUAUUGCCGCUCUUGCUACUCAUGGGGGUGCUCCGCUGUUCAGGAAUGACUCCAGCAACUCUACCCAUUCAAUGGGCUCUUCACCAAUACUUCAUCCACCACGUAGAUUCGGCUUGCGAGAUAGGUCUUCAACCGUGAGUUCGUUCGGACGCCGAUCAGAGGACAAUACCCCUCCCACUCCGCCUAUCCCAUCCAGCGCUCGUAACUCGACCUCGACCUCGGGACGGACCAGCUUAGGAGGCUUUCUUGGUUUCAACCGCUUUCGACACAACUCGGAUCUCCGGGACCGUAACUCUUCGCCUGGGUUCCAUUCAAAAUCUAACUCGUUAUCUCCUAGCGUUCACGAGCCUCUAGUGAUACCCGACCGCGAAGAUGGUGACACGCCAGGCAAAUAUUUGGAGCGAUUGCAAGCUGCUGUGUCUCGAAGUCUCAUUGCUGGUAUACUGUCGAAGUCAUCCGACCCCUUCGCUCAAGCUGUUUUGCGAAGUUACUGCCGGAAGUUUUCUUUCUUUGGAGAGCCGAUUGAUAUGUCCUUGCGCAAGUUUCUACUUGAAGCGGAGUUGCCAAAAGAGACACAGCAAGUGGACAGAGUUAUACAAGCUCUUGCUGACCGGUACCACGAGUGCAAUCCUGGUAUCUUCCAGUCGCCUGACCAAGCCUAUAUCAUCGCUUUCUCAUUAAUGAUGCUGCAUACCGAUGCUUUCAACAAAAACAAUAAGCGGAAGAUGCAGAAACAUGAUUACAUCAAGAACACAAGUGGUCAGAACGUCUCGGAUGACGUGCUGGGUUGCUUUUACGACAACAUAUGUUAUACACCCUUUAUUCACUUCGAAGAAGAAGUCGACAUUAAUGGAGAGCGCCUACUUACCUUCAAGCCAAAGAAGAGCAAGCUCCGAGGAAACAUACCUGAUCCUGGGAGGAAGAAUAGCGGACCCAUCGACCCCUAUGCGUUGAUCUGUGAUGGCAAGCUGGACACUCUGCGUCCCUUGAUAAAGGAGUCGAUCACCAUGGAAGAUCCCUACAGCUACCUAGGCACUGCAAACUUCUUUGACAUGAAGAAGUUGCAGAAGGCAUUCGUGAACACCGCUGUCCUCCAAAUCAUCUCUGCUCGCUCCAGACCUGCUGCUUUCGAAUCGCAAGCUACCCGCGACAACCCCAGUGAAUCAGCAAUCGGAUUAGUAGACCUCAAGGUCACGAAAGUCGGCGUCUUGUGGCGAAAAUCUACAAAACGCAAGAAGACGCGAUCUCCAUGGCAGGAGUGGGGUGCUAUAUUGACCGGGUCUCAACUUUAUCUCUUCAAGAACGUUACUUGGGUGAAGAGCUUGAUGACGCAGUACCACACACAUGUCAAGCAAGAAGGUACUAAUGCGCCUGUCAUUUUCAAACCUCCAAUCCAGGAUUUCAAGCCAGAUGCCCUCAUCAAAACCGAUGACGCUGUUGCUUUGCUCGAUCGCAGCUACCUGAAGCACAAGGACGCAUUCACUCUGGUUCGUCAUGGCGGCCAGGAGGAAGUCCUGAUUGCUGAAAACGAGACCGAAGUCAACGAUUGGAUUGCCCUGAUCAACUAUGCUGCAGCUUUCAGAUCUGCUGGUGUCAGAAUCCGUGGGUUCAUUGGUGGAACGGACACUGAUGUCACGGUCAACAGCCGCGGCAGACUCAACUCCACAGCAUCUGUUGACUCUUCGAUCAAUGCAUCCAUCGGCUCGGCUUUGGGUUCGACGAUAACGCAUGACGGACAAGUCACUGUUGAGAAGAGAGAUCUUACUCCACAACUUGUCAGGCAGGUAUUGGCUGCUCGACGACAAAUCAUGUUACAAACCAUAGUAGAGUCGGAAAGAGAGGUCACUGAUGCAAUCAGGAAUCUUGAAAACAUGAUGCGCAAUGCUCGUCAUCUGCUGAUCCUUGCACCUAUCCAACCGAAGACAAGAGAAGACGUUUGUCACGCCACCGCGCGAAUGGAUGCCAAUUUGAAAUGGAUCAGACGUGACAUCUGGCGGACCAAGUGUCACAGAGACAUUCUUUCACUGGAUCUACAAGAAGACGGAGACAUCUUCGACAGCAAGUUACCAGCUCCGAUGCUGAACAUUCGCAAAACUAGUGGGCUUCAGAAGACAAUCUCAAAAACAAACUCUGCCAUGAGUCAACAAACAAGCCUUCAAUCGCCAGCUCACUCGCCCCGACUGAUCAGCGGCGAUGGUCAGGGAGAGGGCGUCUUCAACAGAGAUGUCUUCAAGACACCACCCGAACACGCCCUCAGGUAUGGGGAUGCUUGGCAGCUGCCCACAAGCCCGCUAGACCUCAACAGCCCACAACAGGCUCGCCGACCUUCGACUAUUAGUAAUGCGCAGUCUGUCAUUCGUAAACACAGCGUCGCUGGGUUGUCAGUCGCUUCUAGCGCACAAGAUGGAGACAGACACUUGUCCUCUGCCGCCUCUGACGCCCCCUCCCGUCAUGGCCGCUUAACUCCCACCCGAAGUUACGAGAGCCGUGACCAUGAAGCGGUGCUUCUCGCCCGAGACCCCCUAGCCCCAAUAGCGACCGCCGCCACUCAGUCUUCCGCUGGAUUCCCGGAAUCAUCAACCGCAACUCCAGAAAGUGCCUCCAAGAUCAAGAGCGGAAGAAGAAGCCUACAUCGUACUUUGAGGGAUGGUCGUCAUGAAACGUCUACUUCUCAACGCCACCGAAGAGGCAAGGAGAGUGCUAGCACUAUUCGUUCGGAUGGAAGUCGUGUUGACGACCUUGUCGAGGCUACUCCAGGGCUGGAGAGAAAGGCUGCUAGAUUCAUGGUUCAUGGCAAGCAAGCUUCAGUCGUCACUUUUGGCGCAGAUUGGGCAGAGGAGAAGAUGCGCCGCGAACUCGCACGAAAGCACUCCGCAUCGACUCAGAACAGUACCGAGGAGAGUGGACCAGAAGCCAAUCUGCAAUACCACGUCACUCAAGCAUUGUCAUCUGUCAGCGGCCACAACACUGGUGCAUUGGACUUCCAUGCAAAAGACGCCAUAUCACCUGAGGACCUUCCACUCCCAUCAUCACCUCCUACAGCUGUCCCAUCAUCACCUCCUACAGCUGUCGAACAGCACAACAUGGAUGACAACACUAUCCCGUUUUCUCAAUAUAUUGAGAACGAAAAACUGCGUGAGCUUAUCUCAUCAAGCAAA